Molecule: messenger RNA, 1295 nt
Organism: Cornus florida
Lineage: Eukaryota; Viridiplantae; Streptophyta; Magnoliopsida; Cornales; Cornaceae
Product: serine/threonine-protein kinase Aurora-2
Exons: 9
Coding region: 152-1033 (293 amino acids)
Biological process (GO): protein phosphorylation; regulation of cytokinesis; mitotic spindle organization
Cellular component (GO): spindle midzone; spindle microtubule; spindle pole centrosome
Molecular function (GO): protein kinase activity; ATP binding
Source: RefSeq, a predicted model, not a curated record
CUCUAUUCAAACCAAAAAACAAAUAUUACAUCUCUUCUAUGUCCUCCGUCCUGCUCUCCACCUCUCUCUCUCUCCCCACCAUCGACCCCUCUCUCUCUCUCUCUCUGAAACACACACACACUCUCUCUCUAUCUAAAAGAAUUCUCUUUCCAUGGCCGUCGCCACAGAGACACAGCCAGAGCAGCAGGCUUCUUCAGAGGUGACAACAGUGGAGAAAAGAAGGUGGACUCUCAAUGACUUCGACAUUGGAAAGCCUCUUGGUAGGGGAAAGUUUGGACACGUCUAUCUAGCAAGAGAAAAGAGGAGCAAUCAUAUUGUGGCUUUAAAGGUGCUUUUCAAGAGCCAGCUUAAGCAGUCCCAGGUUGAACACCAGCUUCGUCGGGAAGUAGAAAUUCAGAGCCAUCUUAGACAUCCCAAUAUAUUGCGCCUUUAUGGAUACUUCUAUGAUCAGAAACGAGUUUAUCUGAUCUUGGAAUAUGCAGCCAAGGGUGAACUUUACAAGGAACUACAGAAGUGUAAAUUCUUCAGUGAAAGGCGUGCUGCUACUUAUGUUGCAUCGUUGGCUCGGGCCCUCAUAUAUUGUCAUGGAAAGCACGUAAUACACCGAGACAUAAAACCAGAGAAUCUUUUGGUUGGGGCACAGGGAGAACUUAAGAUUGCAGAUUUUGGGUGGUCAGUGCACACAUUCAACCGUAGGCAGACCAUGUGUGGCACGCUGGAUUACCUUCCACCUGAGAUGGUGGAGAGUGUGGAGCACGAUGCAAGUGUGGACAUCUGGAGUCUUGGUGUCUUAUGCUAUGAAUUUCUUUAUGGAGUCCCUCCUUUUGAAGCAAAGGAACAUUCAGAUACAUACAGAAGGAUCGUGCAAGUUGAUUUGAAGUUCCCUCCAAAGCCUAUCGUCUCUUCAGCAGCAAAAGAUCUAAUUAGUCAGAUGCUCGUCAAGGAUUCUUCACAACGCUUGCCACUGCACAAGGUUCUUGAGCAUCCAUGGAUCGUCCAAAACGCUGAUCCUUCUGGUGUAUACAGAGGUUGAUGAGGUGUUCGAUGAGUGCAGUCUUCGAUAAGGCGAAUGUCUUGUAAUACAAAAUAUGUGUAUGUGAUGUAAUGGUAAGGGGGAUAUAUCUGGGCUGUAUCAUUCAGCUAUACAAAUUGUAGGUAUAUGAUCCUUGGGAGUUAUUUUCCUUUACGGUGCCUGGGAUUAAGAAUGUGUCAAAAACAACGUGUUGAAGUUCGUCAUUUGUUGUGAAUUAAAGUAGUCACUCGCAGAAAUAAUAUUCUUUUGAAUCAAUUUGUUA